AUGGUGCAGAGCAAGAACUCCUCACGCCCCAGCCGGUGCAGGAGAUACUAUGGUCGUCGGGAGCCGCAAGACGGUCUCUGCUCACUGUUAGCACAUGUCUGCGGAUGGCGAACGCGGGUAAGUUACCGCGCGCAGAAAACCAGAACUGAGCGUACGGGAGUCGUGUUCCACGGGUCAUCAGACCACCACAGAUAUGGCCCUAAAGAGCCAAUUUCCAGCCGGGAUUCCGGUUCCAAGGGCUCGAAGCAGGAGAAAGGACAAGGUGGAUUUUAG
Spodoptera exigua (beet armyworm) is the source of this 273-nucleotide messenger RNA. The record is from the annotation of a GenBank genome assembly. Lineage: Eukaryota; Metazoa; Arthropoda; Insecta; Lepidoptera; Noctuidae.